CCUCGCUUAUCGACUGUCAUGUUACGAAAUACUCCCUUUUCUACCAACAUGGCAGACAAGUUACCCUCAGGGGUCAACACAGAGCGGGGAGAAGGAGACAGCCCAGAGAAACGGAAACUGGCUGAUGAUGACAGUGAGACAGCGCCACCUGUGAAGAAAAAGUUCUCCAUGGGUUUCAGUUCGAAACUCACUGAUGCCAAGAAGAGUCCAGUCAUACAGAUUGCUCCAAAACAAGCUCCAGCACCAAUUAAGAUGUCUCUAUCAACACAGAAACCCAAAGACUGCCCAGCUACGAAUGUAUUACGGAAGAAUGCUAAAGUAGCUGCUAUAUUUAAUCCAGAUGAUGAGAGUGAUGAAGAAGAAAUGCCACCUGAGGCUAAGAUGAGGAUGAGAAACAUAGGAAGAGAUACACCAACUGCUGCAGGGCCCAAUUCAUUUGGUAAAAACCGACUUGGAUUUUGUGAUCGCCAGAAGAUUAUGGAGCGAGAGUUGAAGGCAAAGAUGGAUAACCUGGGAGAGAAAAAAUGAACUCUAUGAGAUACAAAUGUGAUAAAACUGCCAUGGAAAGUGGUAGCUCCCUCAGACCGGAACACCAUUUUCUUUCCAACAUACAUAGGCUGAAGGUGAUCACAUCCAGCUGCUGGCUACAUGCUCUUUGUGUUAUGUUUAUCAAUGUACAGCUUUAGUGGCAUUGCAGAGAGCAUAGAGACUUGGCAUAUGUGAGCAUGGCACGAGGUUGAACAGAACAUUGAGGAAUUGAUGGAUUCAGUCUGUGACUUCUGUCAGCUGCCAACUGCAGAAUCAGGUUUUCAAAUGAAACUGAAUGUUGUGGGAUGCAAUGGUUGAGGAGCAUCUUGCCUCGGGACAGAUGACUUAUUACGCACAUUCAUUGUACUUCAGAGUUUACAUUCUUCAUUUCAUACUUUCUGGUGUUACAGCUCACAGCAAAUGUAGCACAUGUUUCCAAAUCUCAAACUGAUGGAGUGGUAUUUUGUUAUUCCCAUUUGUAGGUGGAAGUGUUUCUGUGAAAAAAGAUAUGUUGGAAGAACUUGAGGAGUUUUGAAUUUAGGUUUAGUAUGCUACUCAACUUUUCAUAGGGAUAUUUUGAAUCUUUCCAUCAUACACAAAUCUGAUUCUCAUAAUAUGUCAUGUGUAUGUUUAAAUAGAAUGGCAUAUCGGAUAUUCCUAACAAACAUUGAGUAGUAUAUGAUAAGGUGGCACACCAUGUCACCCCAGCUGUUGUGCUAUAGUAUCAAGAGGUCCUGUACUAGUUGCUAACAAUAUAACUAUUUCAGUAAAAAAUAAUCAAGGUGAACUUAUCAAGUACAGAAUAAUGAUAGUUUUGUGUAUUACAAAACAGAUAGUCAGUCUACCACUGAGAAGGUUGUUUUUACAUUGAUCUAUCAAUUGUCCUGUUACAUAAAUUAGUCUGAUGAACUAUUUUAUUGUGACUCUGCUUGUGUAGUACGUAAUAAUAUGACUACUAUUUUCAGAAUCUCAUGAUUCAUAUGAUUUUAACAUGAAUUAUAGAACACAUCCUUUUCAUUAAAGGAUUAUUUGCAGUUUUCAAAAUUAAGGAUUAAAAUCAGUGGGCCCUUGCAAUAACUCUUAAGUCAGAAGUUAAAACUUUAGCAUGUUGCAGGGGUCCCUAGAUUUCAAUAGUAAUUUAGAAUAAGCAGCAAACCUCAUGGGCCGAAGUCACCCUUUAAUUUGGAACUCUAAUUUAAGUAACUUCGGGGUUUAUGGUUUAUCAUAUGUUUUUUAUGACCGAGGUAACGAUUCAUCAGAUUGGCGUGUGUUAUUGAGUAUUUCACAGGGAACUGAUUGUUCAUAUACAUUGUAUAUUACAACAGUUUUCUGAUUUCUGCGAUCAAGCUCAUAUAACAACAUUUAUGUGCUAAUCAGAUUUCAGCACACACUCCAUUUCGUUUUAGAUACACAUGACAUGCAGCUUGUUGUAAUUUAUGGGAUGCCAUUAGGUGUUUUGUUUAUGCUUGAUGUUCACAAGUCAUUAUUUGUCAUCCAAUUUUAUUUGAAAUCACAGAUUGGUUGCAAAAUGAAAGUAGUUCUCAAAACAACUAUAGACAUAUAAUACAUCUCAGUCAUUACAUUUAAUAUGGAAAGUAUCUGUUGCACUUACAAAGUUUGGUGUCAGUUUUGUAAACUAUGAGCCGUUGUGCUUUGUAAUUAAAUACUUAAAUAAACAGGCUGUUUGAUA
This is a messenger RNA of Haliotis rubra (blacklip abalone), 2218 nucleotides long. RefSeq names its product PEST proteolytic signal-containing nuclear protein-like. Gene Ontology annotation, cellular component: nucleus. Gene Ontology annotation, biological process: protein ubiquitination; proteasome-mediated ubiquitin-dependent protein catabolic process. The record is from RefSeq and is a predicted model, not a curated record. NCBI's taxonomy places the organism in Eukaryota, Metazoa, Mollusca, Gastropoda, Lepetellida, Haliotidae. The transcript has 5 exons. The coding region runs from base 19 to 528 and encodes 169 amino acids.